Lactuca sativa (garden lettuce) is the source of this 1952-nucleotide messenger RNA. RefSeq names its product protein NRT1/ PTR FAMILY 4.5. Gene Ontology annotation, cellular component: membrane. Gene Ontology annotation, molecular function: transmembrane transporter activity. The record is from RefSeq and is a predicted model, not a curated record. Gene Ontology annotation, biological process: transmembrane transport. NCBI's taxonomy places the organism in Eukaryota, Viridiplantae, Streptophyta, Magnoliopsida, Asterales, Asteraceae.
GAAAGAUGUCAGAAACACAUUCACACCAAACUUUGAAGAACAGAAGAUCGAUCUUCAUAAAAUGGGGAUUGGUGGACAUGUCAAAAUACAACCUAGACACCAAAAAAGGCUUGGUGGCACGAGAGCUGCUAUGUUUGUAUAUGCUAUGAUAGGGCUUGAGAACAUGGCAUUCUUAUCAAUGGCUGUCAGCUUGGUGACUUACUUUUAUGGUUAUAUGAACUUCAGUUUGACUAAGUCAGCAACAACACUCACAAACUUCAUGGGCACUGCAUUUUUACUAUCACUCUUUGGAGGUUUCAUAUCCGACACCUACUUAUCAAGAUUCAAGACUUGUAUUUUAUUUGCAUCUUUUGAAGUCGUGGGGUAUGCACUUCUAGCAGUUCAAGCACACUUCCAAGAGUUAAGACCGAUCCCCUGUAACGCCAGCCUAGGGAGUGAAUGUGAGCCAGCAGGAAGUGGUCAAGAAGCAAUAUUGUUUACAGGUCUGUAUUUAAUUGCAUUUGGGAGCAGUGGGAUUAAAGGUGCUCUGCCUUCUUUGGGAGCUGACCAAUUUGAUGAAAGAGACCCUAAAGAGGCGGAAUCACUUGCAAGCUUUUUCAACUGGUUUUUGUUUAGUGUCACAACUGGAGCUAUAUUUGGUGUCACUUUUGUUGUCUGGAUUAGUUCAAACCAAGGUUGGGAUUGGGGGUUUACUGUGUGCUCUAUAGCUGUUUUAGUAGCAGCUCUUUUCUUACUCAUGGGGAAAUCCACGUAUCGGAGUUAUGUGCCCAAAGGAGAAAGCCCAAUUCUUCGAAUUUUGAAGGUAUUUGUGGUGGCUAUUAGAAACCGCAAUAUACCAAUACCAGAGACCACAGAGGAGUUGCAUGAGAUUCAUGACAAAGAAGCGGAUAUUCUUCAAAGAACAAAUCAAUUCAGAUGUCUUGACAAGGCAGCAGUUAUUACAACAUUACUCGAUGCAUCCGAACAACAACAAUCCGGGUCAUGGAAACUUUGCACAGUAACACAAAUCGAAGAAACAAAAAUUCUGAUCCGAAUGCUCCCAAUUAUACUAAGCACGAUCUUCAUGAACACAUGUUUAGCCCAACUUCAAACUUUCACCAUUCAACAAAGCACAACCAUGGACAGAAACCUCCUCGGUUUCAAAGUCCCGGGUCCCUCAAUUCCAGUAAUCCCGCUUCUCUUCAUGUUCAUCCUAAUUCCAAUUUACGAUCGGGUUUUUGUUCCAUUGGUAAGAAGGGUAACCGGGAUUCCAACCGGAAUCAGACACCUUCAAAGAAUCGGAAUCGGAUUAAUCCUCUCCAUUAUCUCAAUGGUAGUCGCCGGAAUCGUGGAAACCCACCGGAAAAACGUCGCGAUUGAUAACAACAUGGUGGAUUCACCGGGCCCGCUACCUUUAACGGUUUUCUGGCUAGGGUUUCAAUACGCGAUUUUUGGGGUGGCGGAUAUGUUUACAUUGGUGGGGUUGUUGGAGUUUUUUUAUGAAGAGAGUUCAUCGGGGAUGAAGUCACUUGGGACAUCUAUUUCAUGGUGUUCAUUGGCUUUUGGAUAUUAUUUGAGCUCGAUUGUGGUGGAGGUGGUGAAUAAAGUGAGUGGUGGGUGGUUAGGUAGUAAUAAUUUGAAUAGAGAUAAGUUGAAUUAUUUUUAUUGGUUGUUAGCAGUGUUAAGUUUAGUGAAUUUAGGGGUUUAUUUGAUGUGUGCAAAUUGGUAUAAAUAUAAGAUUGUGGGUGUGAGUAUGAGUGUGAAGCAAAUUGGUGAAGGUAGUGAUGACAUAAGUGAAAGAAAGAUUGAGAUGUCUAAUGUGUAGGUAAAGAUAUAUUGUAUACCGUAUAAGUACCCAUCCUCAUGGUAUCUAUAAUUUUGUAUAUUUUUUUCAUGUGUAUUACAAAGUUACGAAUAAAAGAUAAUGACAUCGUAACAUGGGCGUAUCUAUAUAUAGACCGCCUUUAGUAUUA